CGUCAACAUGACAUAAUUCAUAUUUGUGAGCUAACCGUUGGUACGGUAGGAUUUGUAAUUUGGCCCCUUGAAACUAAAGGUUUUCUAUGCCGUUGGUCAAGUUAUAUCUACACAACUACGCUUGACCUCAUUAAAACAUCUCACGAUGGGGACCUCAGUUGGAUAUGCGUUCAGAAAACUUUUGGUGUAUGUAUCAUCUGUGGCCAUGAUCUGUUUUGCGAUCGUGCAUACGUUCCUGUUGAAACUCUUAUCAAUCAUAUCACCAGGCCUGACAAAGAAAAUCAUAGUUAAACUUGGAGAGGCGUCGACGAUGACCCAAAAUCCCAAAUUCAAAUACGAAGACUGGGGUCCGACUUUCUUUUCUCUGGCGUUCAUUAAAACAGUGUUCUAUGUAAACUGGUGCUCGCUGGGCCUGGAUGCGUUUGAGGGACACGCAGCCCCAGACACAGCUGUUGUUACCAUUGAUGCAGAGAAAACUAGUAUUUUUAGUUUUCUUAAAGGUAACCGUCCACUUGUUCUGAGUUUUGGAAGCUGCACAUGACCCCCAUUUCUCUACAAACUUGAUGAGUUCAAACAGCUUGUCAAGGACUUCAGUGACGUGGCAGAUUUCCUUGUUGUAUAUAUUGCUGAGGCACAUGCGACUGAUGGUUGGGCCUUUGUAAACAAUGUAGACAUAAGUGUGCAUAACAACUUGGAGGAGAGACUGGCUGCAGCCCAGGUCCUGGUCAAAGAAGACCCCCUCUGCCCUGUUGUAGUGGACGAGAUGACCAACAUCACUGCCAGCAAGUACGGUGCCCUUCCUGAGCGACUCUAUGUCCUUCAGGGUGGGAAAGUUAUCUAUCAAGGUGGCAUUGGACCUUGGGGGUACAGUCCUGCAGCCAUUCGCAAAGUUCUGGAGAAAAUUAAAUAAGCAAAAGAGGAGGUGUGCGAAAAAUGGGGGAAAAAUAAAAAUGGAAAGAAAAAAAAUUCCAAGAUAUAAUUAUGAGAGUUAUGGCCUUGAUUGCAUUUACAGGUUUGUACUGAUUUCUUGAAUGUGUAUAGUGCCCAAACUAAUUCUCUGAAUCUCUGUGUUUGUGUGUGAAAGCUACAGAGGAAACCAGCUGGUCUCUGUAACUUAAUGUUUAAAACAUUGAGGAAUGUGAAAUAAGCAGGGCCUAGGACAUCAUCAUUAGUGAAUGUCUGUUGUCACUGAUAUAUAUAUAUAUAUAUAUAUAUAUCAAUGAUUUUUUUUAUAUACAGCACAUAAUCUGUCUGUAUACCGAAGUGUUUUAUAUAUUUUCUUUGUCUUAAUGCAAAUACAUGAUUUUCAUUCCAGCGUGUAAUUCAUUAAUCAUAUAAUGUCUCUUGUCAGUGAUUGUUUACGACAUCUGUGCUUCUCUGGUUUUGUACAGUUCAACUUGUGACUGUAAAUGACGCUUGUAGGGUAAACCUAUGUAACCUGCAAACUGAUAAAUUCAGUCAUUAUUUCUGAGCAAGACUAUGAAGUACUGAGCUCACAAAAUAUACAGCUUUUCCAACAUCUAUUUAAAUAAAGAGUUACGUAUACAUCAACAGAGUUGGGAGAAUUAAUUUUAAAAUGAAUUCAACUACAGAUUACAGAAUACAAGCUGUAAAAUGUAAUAUGUGAGAUAUUCCGUUAGAUUACCCAAGGUCAGUAACGUAAUCUAAAUACUUGAAAUUACUUCAUCACUGUUAGAUUUUUUUUUCACUUGUUUUGACUACAAAAAAAAUCUGCUGUAAGACAAAAUAUGCACGAUAAAAAUACAUUCUCUGAAAAAAGCCUAAAUAUCCAAAACAAGAUAAAGCAAAAGGAUCUUGUUUAAAGGAUUUUAAGAUAGUUUUACAGAAAGACAAAAAUUCUCAUCAAGAAUAGGAUUUUUGCCCUAAGAUCACUAGUAUUUUAUCUUAGCAUAAAACUAAAUGUUCACAUGACAAUUUACACCAGGUUUAUUUCUGUUUCUGCUGCUCCAAACUUUCUUCAAACUUACUUCUCUGUCUGCUAAUAUGAAUAUAAUGCAUCUUAAGAAAGUGUUUCACCACUGUUCAAAUGCUCUUUGGAUCGCAUCAUUUAUAUCGAUAAAUGUUUUCCAACUAAAUAGGUUAAAUAUUAAAUGGAACAAAUCUGACAAUAAAAUGCAAAGUAAUCAAGAUACUUUUUGAAUGUAACUGUAUUCUGAUUACCAAAGAUUUCAAUUGUAACUGUAGUGGAAUACAGUUAGUAAUAUUUUGUUUUUUAAAUACGUAAUCCCGUUACAUGUAUUUCGUUACUCCCCAACCCUGUACAUCAAUGUGUCAUUGGCCUAUAUAUUUUCUUGCUACAACCAUGUGUAUAUUCUUAACUGCUCUGUUAUCAAAUAAAAUUUUUAAGUUUGACUUCUCCCAAGCCGCACAAUAAUAACAGCAACAGUAAAAUGUUGUAAGAUAUGAUUGAGUAGAUUCCUGUCAGGUAGGAACAUGUUUCAUGUUGAAGUCAGAAAAACCUAUGGGAAGGACAGAAAAAGUAUGGUCAGUGUGUCAUAAAUAUACACUCACCGACCACUUUAUAAGGUACACCUACUUAUUCAUGCAAUUAUCUAAUCAGCCAAACAUGUGACAGCAGUGCAAUGCAUAAAAUAAUUCAGAUACGUGUCAGGAGCUUCAGUUAAUGUUCACAUCAACAAUCAGAAUGGGGGAAAAAGUUUAUCUCAGUGAUUCCAACCAUGGCAUGUUUGAGUAUUUCUGUAAUUGCUGAUCUCCUGGGAUUUUCACUCACAACCAUCUCUAGAGAUUAUUUAGAAUUUACAGUUUCCACUUCUGUCAGCCAAAAACAGAAAGCUGAGGCUGCAGUGGUUAUCUGAGUUACCGUAGCCUUUCUGUUAGCUCGAACCAGUCUGGCCAUUCUCCAUUAUAUAAUUGCAUGAAUACAUAGGUAUACAGGUGUACCUAAUAAAGUGGUCACUGAGUGUAUAUAUGAAAUGUAUAGGAUUCUGGAGUUGUACCUGCAAUUUAACUUGACAUGUAAUUUCAGUAGCUCAAGUUUUAGCAAGAGAUAGGGGCCUAAAUUGGCUACUGUGUCAGAAAUGUUUUUAACAAUUUCAAUAUUUGCCCGUUGUUGAUUUUCGGGGGCAUUUUUUCUAACAAUUUAAAAUCUCUGUCAUCCAUUCAUGUAAAAUACCUUUAAUCCAUUCAUUA
Molecule: messenger RNA, 3171 nt
Organism: Xyrauchen texanus (razorback sucker)
Lineage: Eukaryota; Metazoa; Chordata; Actinopteri; Cypriniformes; Catostomidae
Product: type I iodothyronine deiodinase-like
Exons: 4
Molecular function (GO): thyroxine 5'-deiodinase activity
Source: RefSeq, a predicted model, not a curated record